UGCAAUGAACAAUGUUUCAAUUUAUUUAUCAUCAACAAUUGAUGAAAACAUUCAUUUUCAUCAUUAUAAAUAUCAAUUCAAUUAUUUUGGCCAUAUCAAUGACACCGGAACAAUAUCGACAAUUGAUAAUGAAUCAUUGUUAUAAUCGUACUGAAUAUCGUGAACCAUUAAUACUUGGUCAAACCAAACCAAUUGGAAUGACUAUUGAUUAUUUUGUAACAUUAACAGAAAAAUUGGAACAAUAUUAUCCUCAACUAGAUACAAAACAAAUGAUAACACUUAUUUUGAAAAGAUUUCAUUAUGAUGGUAUACGUAAUCUAGGUCAUGAAGAAUAUUUUCAACAGAUUCGUUAUCCACAAAUGCAACAAGAAAAUGAAGUAUUUCGUCGACAAAUGAAUGAAAUGUUAUUCCAGGAUCGAAUGGCUAAAAUGGAUAGUUUACCACCGUUUUCAGAAGAUGUUUUUACAGAAAAUGAAAAAUGUGCCAUGUAUUUCAUGAUGUCACAUACGGUCAACAAAACGGCAGUUGAUAAUUAUGGUAAUCAAGUUGUCAAAGAAUUUGGCAUCGUUAGCCUUAUGAAUGAUGAUAAUCUGGCCAUAUCGUUGAAUUAUGUUCUUCUUGGUAUAGCGGCCGCUUUAUAUGAUGUACCAUUAUUGACAUUUGUCAAUGAUAGAGAUCAGCUAGAAAUUGAUCCAUUAUAUGCUGUAACUUUAUCGGAUAAAUUGGCCAUUUCAGCAUUGGAAAGUAUUGAAAAUUAUGAUAGCAUGUUUGGUUCACAAGGACAUUGGAAUUCAACGUAUUGUCAAAGUGAAUAUCUAAUAACUGAUCGAAAUAAUCGUCAUGUGGUCACCAUGUCCGAAAUUAAUGGCGGUAUUGAUGGAUGGAUGAUUGGAAAUAAAUUAUCAUCACAAAAAGGUCGUAUAUUUCGAACAUUGAAACUGAGCACAAUAAUCGAUCGAUAUUAUUCACAUGAUGGUCUUUCAAUUGAUUGUGGUAUUUGUAAAGUGGAUUUUUUUCCAGAAAAUUUUAUCGACAAUCUAUACAGAACGGCACGUGGUUAUGCAUUUUAUUGGAAUAGAAAUUUUUUACAUGAAAAUUUUGAAUAUGAAAGAAUCGAUGGAUUUGUACGUACAAUGACGGAUAUUUUUCGACAAUUCAUUGUCAAAUCAAAUACACUUAAACAUGCUGAAUGUUCAAGAAUCAGUCAAUAUCGUAAGAUUGAUAUGCAAAUCGAAACAAAAAGUGAUCUAUAUAUUAUGAUUGAUAAUAAUGCUCAUGAAUAUUACAAAUAUCAUCUAGAAGCUAUAACAAAAUUAUUGGUUAAAUUAAAAAGUUUAAAUUCAUUAGGACGAAUAACUAUAAUGGUGAAUGCAUUACAAGGAUAUGAUUCUGAACAUAUAUCGAACAAAGGUGAUGAUUUACGUUUAUCAUUACAUCUUUUGGCUUAUAAUACAACAUCCAUACAGAAAGCUACAUGUCGUUUAGCAUGGUAUAAUUAUCGUGAAACAACAAUAAAUAGUAAAAAAACAUUGCUUUACAAUUUAAUGGAUUUUUUCCAACGUGAUAGCAUCAUCACUGAUACAAUGAAUGGACAUUCGAAAAAUUUCCUAUGGUUUUCAUUGAAAUCGAAUAGUUAUGAAAAAUUAAUUGAACGUGAUCGUGCCUAUUAUUAUCAAUAUAGAUGGAAUUUAUUAUAUUAUCUAAAUAUACGAAUGUUUUUCCUAUCAACAUUUGAUCAACAUAUUGAUGAUGAUCUUAGCCAAAUGGUUAUCAACAAAGGUGAUUGGUUCCGUGUGAAUGCCAUAAAUUAUAUGGAUGAAAUUACAGUGGAUAAAUUGGUACAACGAAUAAUGCAAACACCGAUACCAAUGCGUAUAGAUAAUAAUGAUUGUCAACAACAAAAAAAUGGAACAACAUUUGAUCAGAAAUUUUUAGUAGGUAAAAAUCGUAAACAAUAUUGGGUACUAUAUCCAAAAUAUUUUCUCAAUAGUCGAUUGAUUCAUUUUAAAUUUCAUUCUGGAUUCGGUCGUAUGCGUAUCUGUCUUGGGCGUUAUCUAUUUCCGGAAACUAAUUAUACACAAUGUAGAGAAUCGAAUAUAAAUGAUGAAAUGAUUGAAUUUAUAAUUGCACAUCCAUGUCGAUGGAAUGUGAUUGAAACAUGUCUGCCAAUAUAUUUUACCGUAAUCAGUAAAGAUGAUAUGAAUGUUAACAACGUUAACAAUAAUAAUAACCAGCAACCAAAUAAAUGUUAUUAUUUACAUUCGGAUGGAAAAUUCGUUGAAGAUGUAUGUACCUCAAGAAUGGAUACAAUAUGGACAAUAUCAGUGGAUGGUAUGACUUGUACGGAAAAUAAUUGUAAAAAUGUUUUACCUAAUUAUUGGAAUUCAUUAUCAUUAUUUAUCAUCGUUUUGAUUGUAAUGAAAUUUUUAUCUUUUUUUAUUGUCAAUUUUAUAUUGUUAAAUAAAAAGAAAUUUUUUUUUGUUUUUUGUUUUUUUUUUGUUUUGGUCACAAUGAAUUUCAUUCAAAUAAAUUUCAUUGUUAUCAUAUCAAUCAUCUGUGUGAAUGGCAUUUCUGUACCAGUUGGACACUAUGAUCUGAUAAAAUUACGUUGUUUUAAUCGUUCAAGAUCGACCGGAAAUGAAUUAAUACUUGGCCAAAAUGAACCGAUUGGUAUUUCGAUGGAUAAUUUAAUUUCGAUGAUUGAAAAAUUUGAAAAAUUAAAUCCAAUUUAUAAGCCGGAAAAAGUGAUUGAAAUUUUUUUGAAAAGAUUUCAUUUGGAUGGCGUAAGAUUUGAUGGAAUGGAAAACAUUCCCAGUGAAAUACAGAUGCAUCAAUCAAAAGUAAUCAAUGCCAUUCUUGGUAACAAUCAUGAAUCAUAUUCGGAUCCAUUUCCUGAACAUCAAUUUACUGAAGAUGAAAAAUGUAAUUUAUUUUUUACAAUUUCACAUUGUAUAAAUGAUACGGCAACGGCAAAUGAAAAUCAAUUAAAUAUUGUCACCAUAAAUGAGCCACCUAUGGCAAGAAUGGGCGCACCUAAUUUAAAUGUUGCACCACCAUCAAUACGUGAUAUGGGUAAUGAAAUACCGUUGAUAACGACUACUGAAGAAUCGAAUGAUAAAAAAUCUGAAUCCAAAAUUAAGGUGCCCAAACGAACUAAAAGAGAAAUCAGAAAAACAAAAAAACCAAGAGAAUAUGGUGUGGCCAGUUUUCUUUCGUCACGUACUAAUCCCAUCAGUACGAAUCGUGUUCUAUUGGGAUUAUUUGUUGGAUUUGCCAAUCCCAAACCACCAAAAGUAAUGGAUGUAAUCAAAAAACUAGAAAAACGACCAUUAGAAAAUGAACUUAAUAAUAAAGAAAUUGAUCCGCUUUUAGCUGUAACAUUGGCCGAUUUAUAUGGUGUUAAUACCGAUGGAAUGAUCAAUAAUGAUGAUGGAAAAAAUAUUUUCGGUGCUAAUGGUGCAUGGAACAGUACUGUUUGUCAUACAAAAUUUGUACUAGAUUCAGAUCAAGGACUUUGGGGAACUUUGGCUGAAUUUCGUGGUGGCCUCGAUGGUUAUAAUAUUGGUAUCAUGAUGAAUUCAAUGCUCAAAGUAUUCCCAAACAUAACGGCAAGUCAAGCAUUACGUUUUUAUUAUUCAAAACCAGGAUUAUCACCGAAUUCUGGUAUUUGUAAUCGCCAUAUUCAUAUUGAUACAUCAUUAAAUGAUGAUUUAGUGGAAGAAGCAAGAAAAUUUUUAACAAUUUGGAAUAACUAUAUUUAUGAUAAUAUUUAUGAUCAAACACGUGUUGAUGGUUAUAUUUAUUCAUUGAAAGAAUCCGUAAUGAAUGUGAUGAAAAAAGCAUCCACACAGAAUGAAGAGGAAAAAAAUCUAUGCUAUGAAACCAUUACGAAUAAUAUUAAAGAACAACAAUGUGAAACAAUGGCAAAUACAUUUUUCAUAUUGGACAUAAGUCAAACUUGUAAUAAUCGUCAAGAUUAUCAGCUUUGUUUAAAACAGGCAACAUAUGUAAAUGAAUUGACCAAAAAUAUGCGUAUGAUGAAACGAAAUUCUGGCUCCAUUUCUGUGCUAUAUAAUGCACGACCUGUUGAGAAUCCAACAUUGGUUGAUGAUUAUAUGAAACCAAUCAAUACAUCAUUAUAUUCGGUUGCAUAUAAUUCAACAUCAUCAGAAUGUACAUCUUGUAAAGCAAUUUAUGGUGAUACAAUGGCCAAACAAAUAAUCAAUGAUCGUGUAGAAAUGUUUCAACAGGUCAAUAAUAUGAUUGAACAAUUUGAUUCGAUUUACGCAAAUCAAACAGGUGUUCCAAGUAAAUUAAUAUUCUGGUUUGAUUAUGGAACAUUACAAUCGAUACCUACGGAUACGAUACAGCAUAGGCGAUAUGAACGAUUAUAUCGUCAAUUGAUAUUUAAUACAAGAAAUUCAGGAUUUUAUUCGUUUGCCACUAAUACUACAACCUUGAGUGAUGUUAUUCGUGAUGCAACACAUUUGAUUCAAAUUAGUAAAAAUAGUUUUGGCGAUUCAAAUGUGGUGAAAAAUAUAAAUCAACAAUUAUGUCAAUCAUCACAAAUAUUUCAAUAUCCUGAAUGUAAAAUACGACCAUCAGAAAAUUCUGUAUAUCGUGGAUUUAUUUCACCUAAUUAUAAACAAUAUUGGGCUAUGUAUUCGGAAUAUUUUCUAAAAAGUUUUCAUAUUGAAUUACGUUUCCGUACUGAAGAAUCGCAGAUGAAAGUUUGUUUUGAUCGUGUUGCAAUGCCGGAAAAUAAUGAAGAAAAUUGCAAGAUUAAUAAAGAUCCUAAAGAAGAUAUUGUAGUGAAUAUCAAUAAUCCAUGUAAAGGAUAUAGCACUGAUAAUUGUCCACCAUUCUUUUUCACCAUAAGCCUUUAUAAUCCACCAUUAGUACAUAAACAUUGUACAGAUGCCGAUUGUAAAAAUAUCAAUCAAUUUGCUUGGUAUUUCACCCAUAAAGGUGUUUCCUGUAACAAUGCCAAUAUGAUAAAAAUUUCAUCAUUUUUCAUAAUCAUUACAGCCAUAUUUGCCAAUAUUUUUUCCAACAGAUUGUUCUAA
Molecule: messenger RNA, 5066 nt
Organism: Dermatophagoides farinae (American house dust mite)
Lineage: Eukaryota; Metazoa; Arthropoda; Arachnida; Sarcoptiformes; Pyroglyphidae
Source: RefSeq, a predicted model, not a curated record